Messenger RNA from Leptinotarsa decemlineata (Colorado potato beetle), 1527 nucleotides. RefSeq names its product juvenile hormone esterase. The record is from RefSeq and is a predicted model, not a curated record. NCBI's taxonomy places the organism in Eukaryota, Metazoa, Arthropoda, Insecta, Coleoptera, Chrysomelidae. Gene Ontology annotation, molecular function: hydrolase activity.
GCCCCUCAACCUAUCGAAUCGUGGCAAGGAAUAAAGGAUGCAACUUCCAUUGGAAACUGCAGUCGUCAAAGAGAUAUAAUGGUUAGUCCAGAUGUGGAAGGAAGUGAGGAUUGUUUGAAUCUCAAUGUCUUCACCAAAACGCUUCCAGAACAAGAUUCCACUCUGAAACCUGUAAUGGUAUGGAUCCAUGGAGGAGGAUUUUUUUUGGGUUCAAAUAGUACAAAACUUUACGGCCCUGAAUAUAUAAUUACGAAAGAUGUCGUGCUUGUGACUAUCAACUAUCGUCUAGGAUUCUGUGGCUUUCUCACUUUGAAAGAUUCUUCAUUGGAAGUACCUGGAAAUGCUGGAUUGAAGGAUCAAGUGUUGGCACUGAAGUGGGUGCAAAGAAACAUAAAACACUUCAAUGGCGAUCCAAAUAAUGUCACUAUUUUCGGUGAAAGUGCUGGAGCUGCUUCGGUUCAUUAUCUCAUUUUAUCACCCUCAGCAAAUGGUCUUUUUCACAAAGCCAUCUUACAAAGUGGGGCUGUCUUAAAUUCUUGGACUAGGUCGAACUUCGAUAUCUUUGAUCUCAUGAAAUUUAUUGGAAGAGAAGUAAAUGAUGGGAAAGAAGCCUUGGAAAUUUUGAAAGCAAUGUCCGAGGAGGACUUAUAUAUUUUACAGGAGGACUAUUUGAAUACAAAACCUCCAGGCGGAAGUAUAGGGCCCGUGAUUGAAAAACCCAACCCAACAGCCUUCCUGACAAAAAAUCCAUUUGAGAUAAUGAUUUCUGGGGAUUACAACAAAGUUCCAAUGAUAAUGGGCUAUACUUCAAAUGAGGGUUUGUUGUUCUCAUUCGCAAAUAAGUUGUUCGGAAGAGAAGGUCGUGAGUCAUCAGAAAAACCGAGUUUGGAAGAUUUCAUUCACCCAGAAAUGAAAAUAGAGAAGGGAUGCCCUACAAGCAAAGUUAUAUGCAAAAAAUUGGAAGAAUAUUACUCCCAGGAAGAGAACGCCAAGAAUCCAUUUAUGUUGCAUUCGGAUUAUUUUUUCGUCGCAGGAAUUGUAGGUUCCGCGAAAAUUCACUCAAAAACUUCGCAAGAACCAGUUUACCUCUAUAGGAUGUCUGUGGAGACUAAUUUGAACCUGAUGAAAAGAAUAUUUGAACUGUAUGGUUUACCAGGUGUAAGCCAUGCUGAUGAUCUUGGAUAUUUGUUCAAAUAUUCAGUUUCUCCUGAUGUUGAAAUGGGAGAGCUUGAAACAAAGGCUAUGCAGCGAUUCUUGAACAUGUGGACCAAUUUUGCCAAAUACGGCAAUCCAACCCCUGAAGGAACCGAUUUAAAUAUUAUAUGGAAACCUGUUGAAGAAGAUUCCGUGAAUUUUUUGGAUAUUGGAAGCGAGCUUACGAUGCAAACAAAUCCAGAAUCAGAACGAAUGACAUUGUGGAAAGAUAUCUUUCAGCUCAGCCCUGCCACAGCAAAAUAUUUAUAAAGAAUACGAUAUUUUAUUAUAUAAUACUCAUUCUCUGUUAUGAAUAAAAAUUCAGAAUAUCGA